Saxophila tyrrhenica is the source of this 783-nucleotide messenger RNA. RefSeq lists its product as uncharacterized. The transcript has 2 exons. Bases 1 to 783 code for a protein of 260 amino acids. Lineage: Eukaryota; Fungi; Ascomycota; Dothideomycetes; Mycosphaerellales; Extremaceae. The record is from RefSeq and is a predicted model, not a curated record.
AUGUACAAGGCCCAGGUUCGUAGCCUCGGCAUCCACUACUUCGCGCUCUCGAUUGUGCCGGAUGGCGAGGACGACAACGACCUGGAGCGUCGCCUGCGAGAUCCUCAGAUCGUGCUGAACUGCUUCAACCACCACUGCGCCAAGCUCCUUACCUUUUUGCAGGAGCUGCACGAUCACACCGCGAGCGGCGACAGGGACCCAACAGGCGCAGAAGAGUUCGACGUAGACAGCCAAACCAACCGCCCGCAAGUCCGCGUAGAAUGCGACCGCCUGACCGCUCUCAUGGACGGAGUCCGUACCUGGCAGCAGACAUUCGACGACGAAAACAUUCCCAGGACGUACGCCGAACUACCAGCCUCGCUCGAAGAAUACCGCUGGCUAAGCUUCGACGACAAACAAUCCGUCUUCAACCCCAUGGCUCUGCAGUUCGCGCCGGUGCUGUUCUCGUUCGCCCUGCCCGCCAUGCAGUACCAAGCGACGCUCCGGGACAAGAACAUGAAGUACUACCUCUGCCUUUGCUUGACGUACACCGCGGCGGCUUUGGUGAACUACCUCAUCGUGCCGAGUGAGGAGGCGAAGAGGCUCGAGCUGCGGUUCGGAGUGCAAGGUGGUUCCAUUGGCCCUGAUGCUGAGGGAUUUGGGCAGCACGUGAAAGCGUACAGGGCUGAGUACAAUCGCCAUAUCGCGAAGUUGAUCGCGGAUGAUCCUCAGGCCGGGUGGCAGCUCAUGCAGGACCACUCGCUCGUUCAGGUGUUGCCGCUCGAGCGGCCGGGGGCCGAAUGA